Vigna umbellata (rice bean) is the source of this 958-nucleotide messenger RNA. Lineage: Eukaryota; Viridiplantae; Streptophyta; Magnoliopsida; Fabales; Fabaceae. The record is from RefSeq and is a predicted model, not a curated record.
UUUCUUUGGUAUCAAGGAAGUGGUCAAUUCUCUCCAUGACUUUCCGAGGUGUUGAGGUUGGAUAUACAAAGAAGGUUUCAUUGUAAGAGCAUAACAACUCAGACACAACUCCUUCAAAAUUUUCUUUCUCUCUUCCUACAAGUAAACUCUCACUCACACAAACAGUAUCAUUGAAUUGAUCUGUACCUGCUACUGUUUCACCUCUUGAUGGCUCCUUCAGACUCUGAAACUUUGGGGCACCAUUCUCAGAUUCCGACCUUUCUCUAUUCCUGUCCCUCUCCGCCGCAGAAGAAGAUGGAAGCUUCAAGCUUCGCGGUUCCUUCUCCCAGUGAGAAACGCAGCAUAGAGAUGUUUUCGCCGGCGUUCUACAGUGCUUGCACCAUCGGAGGAAUUCUCAGCUGUGGCCUCACGCACACCGCCGUCACGCCUCUUGACGUUGUCAAAUGCAACAUACAGAUUGACCCUGUCAAGUACAAGAACACCAGCACAGGAUUUGGAGUCAUGUUUAAGGAGCAAGGACUGAGGGGGUUUUACCGCGGAUGGGCACCUACCCUUGUUGGUUACAGCGCACAGGGUGCCUUCAAAUAUGGAUUGUAUGAGUACUUCAAGAAGUACUAUUCUGACAUAGCUGGUCCAGAGUAUGCAACGAAGUACAAGACAUUGAUUUACCUAGCCGGUUCAGCAUCUUCUGAGUUGAUUGCUGAUGUUGCUCUUUGCCCAUUUGAGGCUGUGAAGGUCAGAGUUCAAACUCAGCCUGGCUUUGCUAGAGGCCUAGCUGAUGGACUCCCAAAGUUAGUCAGAACUGAAGGUGUCUCAGGGUAUGCUUAUGAUGUUAUAAUUGUUGUUAACUUAAAUCUUCCCAUUGUUUUGGUAAGAAGGUUGACUGAAGCUGUGGUUCUGGAUUCCUUGCAAUUACUUUUCCAUGCAUUCUGUUAGGAGGUUGAAAGUAUACGAGAGA